Messenger RNA from Trichoplax adhaerens, 1344 nucleotides. RefSeq lists its product as uncharacterized. The transcript is spliced from 9 exons. The coding region runs from base 1 to 1344 and encodes 447 amino acids. Lineage: Eukaryota; Metazoa; Placozoa; Uniplacotomia; Trichoplacea; Trichoplacidae. Gene Ontology annotation, cellular component: spindle microtubule; mitotic spindle pole; cytoplasm. Gene Ontology annotation, molecular function: microtubule binding. The record is from RefSeq and is a predicted model, not a curated record.
AUGGCUUGGAUAUCUAUUCCGUUACAUGAUGAUAGCUAUGUUGGUAAAUUAAGCAUUGCUGCAAGUGUUUUCUUGGCUAUGGGAAUUGGUAGUUACUCUCUAUAUUAUUUGUUACGAAGGAGGAAGAUAAAGACUUCUGAGAUAGAGAAGAAAUCGAUAGAUAAUGAUAUUAAAAGUGAUGGAUUAGUAGUUUGUAUUCAUGAACUCAAUCAAGCUAUAAGUAACUUGAGAUAUGUUCGUUUGGAACAUCAAGAGAAUGGCUCUAAAAAUGACGAGAAAUCCCAACAACUAAUCGUCUGCAUCGAUCGAUUAGCGUCUCAAGUUGACCAACUUCGUCAAUCUUUAGAAAAUUUGCAAGAGAAAAAGGAUACAACUACUGGCAGGCGUGAUAGCAUUGCUAGCAGCCAAAGUAGCGACAACUUUUUUGACGCAAGUGUAGAAGAUGAUGACGAUGAUGCCUAUAAUAGCGGGAUUGAUAGAUUUUUAAGUUGUGAAUCUCUAGAAAGUAUCCCAAAUCGACAAUCUAGAUCAGAUACAAGUAUAAAUUUGGAUGAGAGUUCAGCUCUAGCUGAAAGAACCAGUUAUCUUGCUAUAGUUAAGAAUAUUCUCUAUGAUUGCUUUAAGCUUUUAAGAUAUGUUGAUCAACUACACCGUAAUUAUGACCCCAAAAGUCGCCGCAAAGCUUUAGAUAAGUUGAAAAGUAUAUAUGGCAAGUAUCAAGAAAAUGUACAAGUAUUAUGGAGAUAUGCUAGAGCACACCUUGAACUAUGUGAAUAUGUCGAUAAAGAUGAAGCCAAAACACUAACAUACAGUGCACUCGAUAUCGCCAAGAAAGUUCUAUCUAUCAAUGAUAGCUGUAGCGAAGGCCAUAAAUGGUACGGAAUAGCCUUAGGUGCUAUUAUAUCGUAUGAAGGUAACAAGAAAAAAAUAGAACUAGGCUUUGAAUUUAAGGUAGAAAUGGAUAGAGCAAUCGAAUUAAACCCCGAAGAUCAUGAAGUUAUGGGUUACAUAGGAAGGUGGUGCUAUGAGUGUGCAUCAUUAUCAUGGUAUGAGAAAAAAGCAGCACGACUAAUUUAUGGUGAUCUGCCGUCUGCCACUAUCAGUGAAGCUCGAGAAUAUUUAAUUAAAGCAGAUGGAAUGCAGCCUGGAUAUUCCAAAAAUACGAGACUUUACGUAGGAAAAUGUUACCUAUAUGAUAAAGAUUAUAGAAAUGCACGUCACUGGCUCUUACAAGCCAAAGAAGUUGCUACUAUAACUUCGCAGGCAAGUCUAAACUCUAAUUAUUUUGUUACUUGUGAUAGAGAAGCAGAAAAGGAGAUUGAAAAGUUACUCUUACAAUGCUGA